AUGUCUUCUUCGUUGCGGGGCAUACAUAUUAACCUAUUCAACGAGAAUUUUCUCAAUGAAUCAGAACAGGAUGCUAAUUCAGCACUCACAGAAUUGGACAAAGGAUUACGUUCUAAACUCGGUGUCCAAUGUGAGGCUAUUGUACGAUUUCCACGUCUCUUUGAAAAGUAUCCCUUCCCAAUACUUAUCAAUUCGUCUUUUCUGAAACUGGCCGAAUUCUUUCUGAAUGGCUCCAAUUUAUUACGUUUUUGGGUGCUACGAGUGUGCCAACAGAGCGAGAAUCAUUUGGAUAAGAUAUUAAGCAUUGAUGCUUUUGUAAAGAGAAUAUUUAUGGUCAUACACUCAAAUGAUCCAGUUGCCCGGGCUUUGACUCUGCGAACAUUGGGCGCAGUUUCGCGUGUAAUACCUGAAAAGCAACAGGUCCACCAUGCAAUUCGUAGGGCAUUGGAUAGUCACGACACAGUGGAAGUGGAGGCGGCUAUUUACGCCAGUAGCCAAUUUGCCUCUCAAUCCAGGUCCUUUGCAAUAAGCAUGUGCGCCAAAAUUUCCGAUAUGAUAGAGUCUCUGCAAAUUCCGGUGCCAAUGAAGCUGCAAUUAAUACCUAUUUUAAGACACAUGCAUCAUGACGCUAAUACGGCAGCACUGGUGAAAAAAUUAUGUUUGAAUUUACUUCCAAAAUAUCCGGCAGAAAGUUUUGUCGUCGCGAUUUUUGCUUCGUUGACCGAACUAUCGGCAAGAACAUUGACUGGUGUACCGGACCAGGUUAGUCUAUUGUUGGAAGCAAUCAGCAAUGAUCAGCGUAAACCAGUGCGAGCACAGGCAUUGAAAUCCCUAAAUAAACUGGCUGAAAAACAAUGUGUCCAUGCUUGGCCCAAAUCGGCAAUACACGAUCUCAUCUGCAAAGCAUAUGCCUGCACUGACUCAGCGGAGCAGUAUUUAUUUCUUGGUGUUAUUUUAAAGUUAAGUGACUGUCCGUUAACGUGUAACAUACUUCUGGAUGAAAAUGUGGAACACCCAUCUGUAUUAGAUUUGUGUAAAAAUUGCCUAUGUCUCAAGGAUUAUACCACUGCCAGUCAAGCAAUUACUGUUCUAGCUUCCUUGGUUUCGUAUGCGAACAUAUGUAAUAAGGCCAACUACGUUGAUACCAUUAUGGAGAUGAUUAAUUUACACUCGCAGAGUCUAAUAUGGUGUACAAUAAAGGAUGCAAAGCAUUCCAGUGAUUUGAGGAAGAUUUUAGCUUGUGGCAUUAAAGUUUCUUCCGUUAGGACUGAAUUUGGAAUCGAAUUGGUAACCACAUUGGCUAAACUCUUGAACGAUAAUGUAGAAUAUCCUUCGGCAAAUGAGAAGGCAAUGUGUGAAGCAUUAGGAUCAUUGUGUUCUUACUUUCAAUUGAGGAAAUUUGCCCCGCCAGCAGCAGUGGCCGAUGGAGAGGAAAUGGAAACGGAUCAAACUAAAGAACAAAAGGUAGGUUUCAAUGUACUUUUUUUGCUAUUAUAAUAAUAAAUUUGGCUUUGCUUCUAUGUUAGAAUCAUAGCAACUACACGUAUUAUCUUCUUCACCUUAUUCCAGACAAAUCCAGUGCUUAAGAAUCUGUUAUUGAUUAUGCGCAAAUUGACAACAACAAUUGAACGCGUGUCCCCCGAAGAGCCAUCGCAUACGGUGGAAAUUCUCUCAGCAGUAGCACUACAAGCCAUGAUGGGAUGUUUUAUACCAACAAAAGUAAUGAACACCUUCGAUGCUAUCGUUAAUAAGAGUAACCAAUGGACUCAGUACAGAAUAGCACGUUCUGCCAGUCGAUACGGUCAGCACUAUCUGGCAGCGCAUAUUUAUUUGAAAUUAUCAAGAAAUACAGUUGUGGACAAAAUGCAUUUCUUCUUGACGGGAUUGGCACAACUAGCCCACGCAGAAUGUAUACUCAACUAUAGCGUAUCUUAUGAAUUUAUGCAAGAGAACUAUGAAUUGUGUGAAAAUUUUAUUGUUCGAAGUGUGCCAAUGGAACAAUCAAUGCCACUAAUGCAACGCUUAGAAAUGGCUAUCAAUUUAUAUUGGCAAGCAUUGGCUAGUUUAAGGGCAAGCUCCUCACCAUCCCACCCAGCAGUUACAUUUCAACUAGAGUUCCUGAAACUUCGAGCCCAGUUUUUGCAAACUCUUCAUUCAGCGGUAACAAUUAAAAAUGCCCAGAUCAUUGUACCUCCCCCGGCUAUAGCUGGAAGUUUGGCCCAAAAUUCCAGGGAUUAUUUGCAAAAAUUCGGCCACGUAACAAAUCAGUUGAGAAAAUUGGUUAAAGAACUGAAAACCUGUGAAGAGGCAUUUGGUCGUCUCUAUAAAUCCACUUUCGAUGCCGAUCCUCUAACUCUGGAAUUUUUGGAAAUCAUUCAACAUCAGUGCGUUAAAUUUGCUCACAUUGUCGAAACUAUAUGUUUUGUUACACCCUCCGAACCGCCCGAUUUUCAGACUGUCGGUAAAUGUCCCGAAACCAUGUAUUUGGUGAAUUCUUGUCGUCGUAUGGAAGAGCUAAGUAGAUCGAUACCAAAAGAGCCAUCCAACAACAAGACCAUCAACAACUUCCACUUGGAUAUAAUUUUGGCAGAAAUCGAAAUUAUAACAAAAACGCCGCUGUGUUUGCCGCGUUAUUUCUUCCAGGUAUUACAAUCGACACAAAUUAAAUUAUCCGUCAUACCACCACCCAGGAGUGACGGUAAACCGGUAAAUGUGCAGGCCGGUAGUAAUUUGGUAAUAAAAGUUGAGGGUGUUAUUCUACAUUAUGGUAAGCGACCAUCGCUGUUUAGAAGCGUUGAUGCAGUUCAGUUGAGUUUAAUGUCCAGGCUGGUGCAGACCCCACGGCCGCCCGGAGGGGAAGCAAUGAAAAUGCAAAAUGAUACGGUUACGCUAACACAAGUCGUCAAGCCUCAACGUGACUUUCUUUCGGGAAAUUUCUUGGUACCCAUAUCGACUGGUGGACAAUGGCAGGUAACAUUGGAGACAUAUGUUAUAGAUGAGAAUGGCAUCACGUGGUGUACCGGGCCAAAAAAUACAAUGUUAGUUCGAGUAUUGGAUGAUCCAACGAAACAGCAGCAAACAGCUGCUCCUUCUGCGCAAACACGGCGUUUUUAA
Messenger RNA from Musca vetustissima, 3114 nucleotides. RefSeq names its product integrator complex subunit 7 (gene INTS7). The record is from RefSeq and is a predicted model, not a curated record. Gene Ontology annotation, cellular component: integrator complex. The transcript has a single exon. Lineage: Eukaryota; Metazoa; Arthropoda; Insecta; Diptera; Muscidae. Gene Ontology annotation, biological process: snRNA 3'-end processing.